This is a messenger RNA of Pogona vitticeps (central bearded dragon), 2153 nucleotides long. The record is from RefSeq and is a predicted model, not a curated record. NCBI's taxonomy places the organism in Eukaryota, Metazoa, Chordata, Lepidosauria, Squamata, Agamidae.
CGGAAAGACUCAACGGCUCCCGCGCCCUUUUGACCCGGGCGAGGAGGUGACUUGUCAAGACGCUUCUCCUUCCUCCUCCUCCUCCUCUUCCUCCUCCUCCCCACAGUGGCCUCUGAAGAGGCAGCGGCAGCAGGAGCCACAACAACGAACACCCCACAGGCGUCAUCAACGGACUCGAGCCCCGACUCCAACCGGCGUUUGACCUCCCGGAGCCAUGGAAGGCACUGCUAGUAGGCGACCCCCUCAUGGCGGGAACGAGACCCCCUCGCUGCCCCUCCACACCAUGAAGAGGGGCUACGACGUGAUGCGCUACCCAUCCCUCAAUAAGGGCUUGGCAUUCACCUUAGAAGAGAGACAACAACUGAAUAUUCAUGGGUUACUACCUCCUUGUUUCCUCAGUCAAGAAGCCCAGGUUUUAAGAGUUCUAAGAAAUUUUGAAAGACAAACAUCUGACUUGGACAGGUAUAUUCUACUUAUGGGCCUUCAGGAUAGAAAUGAAAAGCUAUUCUAUAAAGUGCUGACUUCUGACAUUGAAAGAUUUAUGCCUAUUGUUUAUACUCCCACUGUCGGCCUGGCAUGCCAACAAUAUGGUAUAGCAUUUCGGAGGCCAAGAGGACUUUUCAUCACUCCCCAUGACCGAGGACACAUUGCAACGUUGCUUAAAUCAUGGCCUGAAACUGUUAUCAAGGCUAUUGUGGUGACUGAUGGAGAACGUAUUCUUGGCCUUGGAGACCUUGGUUGCUAUGGAAUGGGCAUCCCAGUGGGUAAACUAGCACUGUACACCGCAUGUGGAGGAGUGAAGCCCCAGGAAUGUCUGCCUGUUAUGCUUGAUGUGGGAACUGACAAUGAGGAGUUGCUAAAAGAUCCUUUGUAUAUUGGGCUUAGACAUAAGCGAGUCAGAGGCCAAGCUUAUGAUGACCUUCUAGAUGAAUUCAUGCAAGCUGUGACUUUCCGGUUUGGCAGAAACUGUCUCAUUCAAUUUGAAGAUUUUGCUAAUGCAAAUGCAUUCCGCCUUCUGAAUAAAUAUCGCAACCUGUACUGCACAUUCAAUGAUGACAUUCAAGGAACAGCAUCUGUAGCUGUUGCUGGUCUCCUUGCUGCUCUCAGGAUUACAAACAAUGAAUUGUCAGAUCACACAAUACUAUUCCAGGGAGCAGGAGAGGCAGCUUUAGGGAUAGCCAAUCUAAUUGUUAUGGCCAUGGAAAAGAAAGGAAUAACUAAAGAGGAAGCCCUUAAAAAGAUAUGGAUGGUUGAUUCAAAAGGACUGAUUGUAAAGGGCCGUGCUUCACUAACACCAGAGAAAGAGCGGUUUGCCCAUCAGCAUGAUGAAAUGAAAAAUCUAGAAGAGAUUGUGAACAAAAUAAGACCAACUGCUCUUAUAGGUGUUGCUGCCAUUGGUGGCGCAUUUACAAAAAAAAUUAUCACAGAUAUGGCUUCGUUCAACAAGCGGCCAAUUAUUUUUGCCCUCAGUAAUCCCACUAGUAAAGCAGAAUGCUCAGCUGAGGACUGCUACCAUCUAACUGAGGGGCGUGGCAUUUUUGCAAGUGGAAGCCCUUUUGAUAAAGUUACUCUUCCAGAUGGACGUACAUUUUUCCCUGGACAGGGUAACAAUGCCUAUGUGUUUCCAGGAGUUGCCCUUGGCGUUGUGUCAUGCGGAAUGAGACAUAUAAGUGAAGACAUUUUCCUCACUACUGCUGAGGUUAUAUGUCAACAAGUUUCACAGAAGCACUUAGAGGAAGGACGUUUGUAUCCACCUUUAGCAUCAAUUCAAGAUGUCUCCCUGAAAAUUGCUGUGAAAAUUGUAGAGCAAGCCUACAGCAACAACACUGCCACCUUCUACCCUGAGCCAGUAGACAAGGAAGCUUUCAUUCGCUCCCAGAUUUACAGCACUGACUAUGAAAACUUUCUGACGGAUUCUUACUCCUGGCCCAAAGAAGCCAUGAAAAUACAAACUGCAAACUUUUAAUGGAAGAACAGCACCACGGAAAUACUAGCAGCACUGAGAGACUUGCAAGUUUUCAUCUUCCUUUAAACGAUAGCACAACUUUGUCAGAACUCAGGAUAUACUUGUUUUCCUUGUUAACAGCACAGAAUAAUUUUAAAAGCCAAAUGUUAUUAAUGCUCUGUUUUUUAAAUGAAUUACUUAAGCUAAA